ACUUUCACUUUCGGUUUGUGUGUUUUUAACUUCGUCUGGAAUCAACGAGAGAUCAGGAAGUGUUUCUGAUUUCUGUAAAGACUCCGGAACUUCACACAGACUCUCCAAUCAACAACAACAACAACAACAACAACAACAAUAAUAACAAUAAUAAUGGCCCAGGCUCUGCUGAGAGAUAAGGACCAGUACAACUGCUCGGUGUGUUUGGAGCUGAUGGUGCAGCCUGUGACGAUCCCCUGUGGACACUCUUACUGCAUGAGCUGUAUUAAAGACUACUGGACACUGGAUAAUUUCAGUAAGUCUCGCUGUCCUCAGUGCAGGCAGGAAUUCUCCACAACACCCGCCCUGAACAAGAACACCAUGCUGGCGGAAAUCCUGGAGAAGCUGAGGAGCACCAAGCUGGACGGUUCUCCUGCUCGGUGCACCGCUCAGCCCGGAGAGGUGGCGUGUGACUUCUGUACGACUGUAAAGCUCAAAGCGGUGAAGUCGUGCCUGGAGUGUCUGGCGUCCUACUGCGAGAUGCACAUCCAGCCUCACCACGACUUCCCUGCCCUCCAGAGACACAAGCUGGUCGACGCCACCAUCAUUCCCAUGUGUCCCAAGCACGACAAACUGCUGGAGGUGUUCUGUCGCUUCGACAACUCCUGCAUCUGUAUGAGCUGUUUGAUGGACGAGCACAAAGGCCACGACACGGUUUUAACUGCGGUGGAAAGAGACAAGAAACAGGUCACACUUCAGGCUAAUAAACAUAAAUUUGUGGAGAAACGCAAAGCGACAGAGAAAGAGCUCGACGAGUUGAGGAAACUCAACGCCGCUCAUGCACGGUCCAUGGAGCAAUCAGUGGAAGACACAGCACUAGCCUUUAGGUCGCUAAUCACUACCCUUGAGAAAAGCUGCAAUGAGAUGGAGAACAGGAUCAGAGAUCAGGAGGAGAUCUACAACGAUCGAGCUGCAGAUCUUCAGGAGCAGCUGGAGAUCGAAAUCGCCAUGCUGAUGGGACAGGAAGACGUCAUGGACAAGCUUUUACAGACGGAGGAUAACGUCUACUUCCUUCAGAACUUUGAGAGCAUGCCCCGCCCCCCCGGAGCUGAAGCUCCGCCCCGUCAGACUGUAGAGCCAGUUGUCUCUUUAAGUGAAAUGAGCAACUUGCUUUCUGAGUUUAAAGCAAAACUGGAAAGUUUCUGCAAGCAGGAAAUUGACAAUAUGUUUACAAAAUUCCAAAUCAAGGUUGGUGACAGAGUUCGAGUGAAACCUUCUGUGAAGACUCCUAAAUAUAACUGGGGCUGCACCGUCACACACCGGAGUGUCGGCGUCAUCAAAUCCGUGACUGAUGAAACUGUGGUCGUGGACUUCCCCGAACAUAAAAACUGGAAGGGUCUCCUGUCUGAGAUGGAGCGCGUCACUGCUGCUGAUGUCUCAGAAGUUCCUGCUCAGCAGACCAAGAUUAAAGUUGGAGACCGAGUCCGAGUGAAGUCAUCAGUUAACAGCCCAAAACGCAGCUGGGGAAGAGUGACGCACGAAAGUGUGGGCGUGGUCAAGAGUCUUUCUGGGGAAGAAAUGACCGUGGACUUCCCGGAACAUCUCGACUGGAUUGGGCUCGCUUACGAGAUGGAACUUGUGUCUUAAGCCCUUGAGAGUCGUAAUUAUUUAAAUUUUACAAUUAUAUUUAAUUGACCUGUCAAAAUAAGUUAAUAAUAAAAAUCUGAUGUGGUGUGUAAAAAAAACAAUGAGAUGUUUCUAUGACUAAAUUCUAGAAAACUAGAAAAGCACAAAUCACAAAUAAUGUUUUUUUUUUUUUCCCAAAUAACAAUCAAUGAAAUCUCUCGGCUAAAAAAAAAUAAAUACAGUGUACUGAACAUGGAAAUAAAGAAAUAAAUUUUUUAAUGAAAAUAAUAUUUUUUACAUUUAAUAAUACAUCAGAUUAAUUAAAAAAUAUUUUCAAAACAUUCUUUACAGAUAAAAACUUUUGUCCUGCUACAGGAAUGAAAAAACAAACAAACAAACAGAAGCUUCUUUAUUGAUUUUUAAAUAAUUUGUUGUUUGCGCAGAUUUCCCUGCCUUUGAUCCAUCGUCAAAAAAUAGGAGCUACUUACUCUCUCAUGUUCUUGAUGGCAUAAAUGU
Clarias gariepinus (North African catfish) is the source of this 2121-nucleotide messenger RNA. Its product is annotated as E3 ubiquitin/ISG15 ligase TRIM25-like. The transcript has 8 exons. The coding region runs from base 154 to 1626 and encodes 490 amino acids. Gene Ontology annotation, molecular function: zinc ion binding. The record is from RefSeq and is a predicted model, not a curated record. NCBI's taxonomy places the organism in Eukaryota, Metazoa, Chordata, Actinopteri, Siluriformes, Clariidae.